CACAAAGUAAUUCGACCCUCAAACCCGGAUGUAACCAACGCCUAACCUGUCCGAAGAAAAACGAUGCAAACUAUAAAAUGUGUAGUGGUAGGGGACGGUGCAGUAGGAAAGACCUGCUUACUGAUCUCCUACACAACCAACAAGUUCCCCUCAGAAUAUGUGCCUACGGUUUUUGACAAUUAUGCAGUGACAGUGAUGAUUGGAGGAGAGCCCUAUACACUCGGCCUAUUUGACACAGCAGGUCAGGAGGAUUAUGACAGGCUGCGUCCUCUCAGCUACCCACAGACAGACGUGUUCCUCGUAUGUUUCUCCGUCGUCUCCCCCUCAUCAUUUGAAAACGUCAAAGAGAAGUGGGUCCCUGAGAUUUCUCACCACUGCCCACGCACACCCUUCCUGUUAGUGGGAACACAGGUGGAUCUGCGGGAAGACAGCAACACGAUCGAGAAGCUGGCGAAGAACAAACAGCGCCCCCUAAAUCCUGAGAGCGGAGAGAAGCUGGCUCGUGAGCUCAAGGCUGUCAAAUACGUGGAGUGCUCUGCUCUGACACAGCGAGGGCUUAAGAACGUGUUUGACGAGGCCAUCCUGGCUGCCCUGGAGCCUCCCGAGACCAAAACCAAGAGAAAGUGCGUCCUACUAUAGAUGAACAACGACAGCGAGAGAUGUAACAGUGUGAGAAAUAGGUGGGGUGAAUCAAAACAUCAGAAAGAUCAAUGGCUAUUAUGAAAAAAAAAGGACAAAACAAAAGGGGAAAGGAGGUACAGUGCCAUUGAGACUUAUUUUAAAACGUGUACACUGAUUGUGCCUUCAAAAUAAACUUUGAAAGAGGCUGAGGGAGCAAAACCUCAGCAUGCAGUAAGUGUCACCUAUCUCUGAAAGCUUUUAGAAAUGGCAGUGUUCUCUCAAAUAUUCAGGUGGGGCGGGCCCCCCCUGCCUGUCACUGUUGCUCCAUUUUUUUAAAGAAAGAUUCUUUUAUAUAGUUGCCUUUGACCUCCUCUGUGUUUUACUUAUUGUGGCCUGUUGGGGCAUUUAAACCCAGUGUAGGGAAAUCUAAAUGGGGAAACACUCUUAACAUUAAGUUUUUUUAAUGAACUUCACUGAGUACAUUCAAAGGGGCGACUUAAUGUUAAGUGGUACUCUGUUUGCGUUCUUUUCUGACCCUUUUGGAUUGAAUAACGAAAGCACAAGAGAUUGUCACUCCAAACAAAGAUAGACAUCUGUAAUUCUUCCAGUUCUCAGAGACUUCUGGGAAGGCCACGUGCAUUUUCACCAGUUUCUUUUCUUUUUCCUGUUAUUCUUCGAUGUACAUUGCUUUAAUUCUGUGACUCUGUUUUGGGGAAAAAAAUUAGCAGUUAUUCAUUUUGAAACUUGAGUUUUUAUUUUAUCAAGAUUUUUUUUUAUUGCUAGACUACCAACUUUGAGCAAUUGAUAAUAUAACAAAUUAAGUUGUAAUAUUUUGAAUAGGUCUUAAUCUUGCUAGAGAUUGAGAUGAUAACAUUUUGCUAGUAAAUUUCUGGGUGUUUGUAAUCACAGGAUAUUUUUAAUAAAAUGGUUUAAUGACAUGGACA
Messenger RNA from Epinephelus lanceolatus (giant grouper), 1565 nucleotides. It is a transcript of the gene cdc42l, whose product is annotated as cell division cycle 42, like. Gene Ontology annotation, biological process: small GTPase-mediated signal transduction. The record is from RefSeq and is a predicted model, not a curated record. NCBI's taxonomy places the organism in Eukaryota, Metazoa, Chordata, Actinopteri, Perciformes, Serranidae. Gene Ontology annotation, molecular function: GTP binding; GTPase activity.